This is a messenger RNA of Oreochromis niloticus (Nile tilapia), 3577 nucleotides long. It is a transcript of the gene slc9a3.1, whose product is annotated as solute carrier family 9 member A3, tandem duplicate 1. The record is from RefSeq and is a predicted model, not a curated record. Gene Ontology annotation, molecular function: sodium:proton antiporter activity; potassium:proton antiporter activity. Gene Ontology annotation, biological process: regulation of intracellular pH; proton transmembrane transport; sodium ion import across plasma membrane. The transcript is spliced from 17 exons. Gene Ontology annotation, cellular component: brush border membrane; apical plasma membrane; plasma membrane. NCBI's taxonomy places the organism in Eukaryota, Metazoa, Chordata, Actinopteri, Cichliformes, Cichlidae. Bases 210 to 2792 code for a protein of 860 amino acids.
ACUCAUAGAGGAGUAGUGAACUUAUAAAAAGGCUGAGUCCAGUCCUGAUACAGACUGUGUCAGGACUGAGGACACAAAGUCGCAGACAGAGUGUUGAAUAUUGUGAGGGUAGGAAGCCAUUGGCAGAGGUGUUUUGUUUAUUUUUUUACCUCCUGAGGUAAUACAGGCACGAGAAGGCUUCUUUUCUUCAGUCAGUUUAUUUUUUUCAAAUGCUACGCUGUGGAUAUGCACUCUUCUGGCUGUUGGGGUCAGUGUUGUUGAUCUGCGUUGUGUCACCAGUGAAGGGUGAAGCUGUGGUAACACAUGAGGGGUCCCACCUGAAGCUGUCCAAAUCCAGUCACUCGAAUGAGUCUCAACAUGGCCACAGCUCCAAUGCCACAGGAAUACCCAUCAUUAGCUUUAAGUGGCACCAUGUGGAGACCUCUUAUUUAGUGGCUUUUUGGAUGAUUAAAGAAAAGAAGAAGUAUAUUUUGCCUCUUGCAAACAGAGAAGUCAUUGAGGCCAACCAUCAUGUCACCAGCGUCAUACCUGAGAGCGCCCUGCUCAUCUGUUUUGGCUUCAUUUUGGGUGGCAUGAUUUGGGCUGCAGACAAGGUGCAAACCUUCACACUGACCCCGACAGUCUUCUUCUUGUACCUGCUGCCUCAAGUCAUUCUGGAUGCAGGCUACCACAUGCCAAACAAGCUCUUCUUCACCAACCUGGGCGGAAUCUUGGUCCAUGCUGUCAUUGGGACCUGCUGGAAUGCCGCCAGCUUGGGGCUGUCACUGUGGGGGUGCCAAAUGGGAGGAGCCAUGGGCAUUUCCUGUACAGGUGACCUGGACAUCGGUCUGCUGCAGUAUCUUCUUUUCGGAAGUCUGAUGGCUGCUGUGGACCCCGUGGCCGUCAUCGCUGUGUUUGAGCAGGUCCACGUUAAUGACGUCCUCUUCAUCAUGGUGUUUGGAGAGUCGCUGCUCAACGACGGUGUAACAGUGGUGCUCUUCAAUGUGUUUGAUGCAUUUGUGUCACUGGGAGGACCUAAAAUUGAUGCUGCAGAAAUUAUCAAAGGAAUAGUUUCCUUUUUUGUGGUUGCAUUUGGUGGUUCCCUUGUGGGCCUUGGUUUUGGCCUACUAAUUUCACUUCUGACCAGAUGCACAAAAAACAUCCAGAUCAUCGAGCCAGGCUUCAUCUUUGUUUUGGGAUAUCUUUCCUACCUGACUGCCGAGAUGCUUUCUCUGUCUGCUAUCCUUUCGAUUGUCUUCUGUGGAAUGUGCUGUCAGAAGUACGUCAGAGCAAACAUGGAUGAGAAUUCUGUCCAAACGGUCAGAUACGCCAUGAAGGCUUUUGCCAACGGAUCAGAAACCAUCAUCUUUGUUUUCCUCGGCAUCUCGGCCAUCGAUAAGGUUAUCUGGGUUUGGAACACGGGCUUCAUCCUACUCACGCUCCUCUUCGUCUUGGUGUAUAGAUUCAUUGGUGUGUUUUUCCUCACCUGGAUCCUCAACAGGUUCAGGCUGGUGCCCUUGGAGUUUGUAGAUCAGGUGAUUAUGAGCUACGGUGGCCUACGAGGAGCUGUUGCGUAUGGCCUGGCUGUGAUGCUGGAUGAGAAUAAGAUCAAAGAGAAAAACCUGAUGGUCUGCACUACUCUCAUUGUGGUGUACUUCACUGUCAUCUUGCAGGGAAUAACAAUGAAACCUCUGGUCAUGUGGCUUAAAGUAAAGAGAGCUGCAGUGACUGAGGUUUCACUCCUAGAGAAAUUGACAAACAAGAUGUUUAAUCACACUCUGGUUGCCAUAGAAGACAUAUCAGGACAAAUAGGACACAACUACAUGAGGAGCAAGUGGAAGUAUUUUGAGGAAAACUGGAUGUCAUGGAUUUUGAUGAAGCCAUCUGCAAGGAAGAAACAAGACCAACUCCUUGAUGUCUUCCAUCAGCUGAACCUCAAGGAUGCUAUGGAAUAUGUGACUGAAGGUGAGCGGAGGGGCUCUCUGGAGUUUGUCCGUAAUGAAAAUUCCAUUAUUGACUUCAAGAAAAAGUCUGAAAGUGAAUCCUUCGAUAUCAACAAUGCAAAUAUAUCAAAUGAUCAUGGUGUAAUGUCCAAUACGAGAGAUCCCAUUCCAUCAGUGAGCCUGGAAAUGCAUGAGCAGACCAUGAAGGCUGUGAGGGAAGCUGAGGCAAUUAACGCUCACCACCUUCUGGAUCAGCAUCUCUACAAGAGCAGAAAACAGCAUCGGCACAGAUUCAGUCGCAGCCAUUUCGAUAUCAACAGAGAUGAAAAAGAAGUCCAGGAGAUCUUCCAGAGAACCAUGAGGAACCGACUGGAGUCGUUCACGUCUGCAAAAAUGGGCGUCAAACCACCAAAGACGAUUGUCAAGCACACACAAAAAGAACAGCAGCAGAAGAUGCCAAAUGGAAAGUCAAUGGACAAGGCUAAAACCAGCUAUUCUGGUGAUGAGGGCUCAGAGGGAGACAGCGCUUCUGGCUAUGACCAAUCAUACAUGAGAGCCACGUACAGAGCAGGAGCUGGGAUUGAGAACCCAGCCUUCAUGCCGGACCUGGACCCCAUGGAUUUGUUGCAGAUUCCGCCUUGGCUUGCGGAGAGUGAGCUCGACAGCAGCAUGGUGGCUCUAUCACAUCGAGCUCAGGUGGGUUUGCCAAGGACCCCAAGCAACCUGCGCCGCCUGGCCCCUCUUCGCAUCAGCACUCGCUCCACUGACUCCUUCACACUGGAGAACAUUCCUGACACACAGCAGAUGGACAGUGAUCAAUUGCCACCGCCCCCUCCUCCUCGUCCUCCCAGAGACGAUGGCUACGUGUAGCUGGAUCCCAGCCCAAACACUCGACUCUGCCUCACUUGAAUCUGGCUGCCAAAGAAACUAAACUCAGAAUGUUUAACCGUGUACUCUAAGAAUAUUGACUAGGAAAUAUUUUCUUUUCCAUUUAUGUGAUUAACCUUAACUCCCGUGUUUCUAUACAAAACACUGACAGUUUCAUGACCUGCGUGUUCUUCAGACUGCUCCUGUUUUUGUUUUAGGUUCACGCUUCACUGGGCAAAAGACAACUGCACUUAGAACAAGGCAUGUUAUUCACAGGGCACAUAGAGCACUGUUAAAUAUUUAAAUAUUGUCCUGUGGCUCAACGUUGACAUGCAAUUGAAAAUCAUUACUUAAGGUUGUUUUCCCUUUAAUGUGAUGCAACAAACUGAAGCAAAAACAAAAAAAACUCCAAAUAUAGACCUAAAUUUUGUUUAGGUCUCAAUAAUAAAAAAAUAGGAUUUAAAAUAAUAACGAUUGAAAAUUGAUUCUGAAUCAAUAAUCUGAACACAUGCUUGUGUUUUUCCUCAGAAUUGCAACUGAGGUUAAAUAAUAAACUUGAAUAAUAAAACAGUUGUAGAAAUGUCACAUAUAUGAUGAGGCAAUAUAUUUAUUUGUGAAUCUAGUGCAUCUUGAAUAUAUUACUAGACUGUAAUCAUUUAAAUAUGGAUUUAAAAAGAGAAAUUGUAUUUGUUUUGUUUCUGUGGAGUCAGUCAAAAAAAGAAAAAUCCAAACUAAAGCAGAAAAAGAUGCAUCCAGAGAUAUUUAAUCAACUCUUUCUAAAUCACAAA